AUGGCACUUCAAACACACUUCACAACUUACUCCACCACCAAAACACAUCACUCGUUCUCUCCCAACCUCACAGUGAGAUCUGAAAAACCAUCUGAACCGUUCAAUUCAGUUCCCAGAAACUCCGGGGUGGGUUUUCGUCCGUCUAAUGUGAACGCUAAAAGGAAACAGAAGAGACAAAGAGAAAGAGGUUCGAUAAUUCGUCGUAAUCCAGUUGAAAAACCGGCGUUAGUUAAGGAACAAGAACCGGCGUUAGUUAAGGAACAAGAACCGGUUCAACAGGAACAGGGGGCUUAUGAGAAUGCUUUUAUUCUUGCAUGGCUUGGGUUUGGGUCUGUUAUUCUUGUUGAGGGUCUUGCUCUUGCAGCUUCAGGUUUCUUUCCUGAAGAGUGGGACAAGAUCUUUGUCAAGUAUCUUUAUCCAUCCUUUACCCCUACAGUUUUCUUGUUUGUUGCUGGAGCAAUAGCAUUUGGAGUGGUUAAAUAUAAACAGAAUGAGAAACUCACGGAGCGGAAAUAG
Messenger RNA from Vicia faba (fava bean), 516 nucleotides. The record is from the annotation of a GenBank genome assembly. NCBI's taxonomy places the organism in Eukaryota, Viridiplantae, Streptophyta, Magnoliopsida, Fabales, Fabaceae.